AUAAAAUUAACGGCAACCAUACGUUUACCGCCUGAUGUGCAAGUGGCAUGGCAUUAUUGACACGGGUUCAACUAAGCAUGUUGUGUAAACCAACUAGGUAGAACGGUUGUCUAGCCUGCAGGGCUGAUGUAUAGCUCUACAAGUAACACCAUAUGAUAUAGAAGGUAGAAUUGGUAUGUGUAGCAGGUUCAUCUACUUACUCAUACAAAUGUAGAGAAUAGAAAAUACCACGAUUCAUGAAGUCAAUGUUUUGGGCAUGUCCAGAAACGAGGAAGCAGCAGCGAGGUAUUUUCAGUAGUUUGAACGAGCUAGUUGGGAGCUGGGCGGCGCUGGUUGUAGAAGUUGAGGCAUUUGGUCGAGUCAGCAGAAUGAAAGGCCUCCUGCUGCUGCCCCUGCUGGCGGCCGCUGCGCUGGGUGCCGCCGACGCGGCCGACCUCCAGCGGGAAGAGUGGGUCGCAUUCAAGCUGGAGCACCGCAAGGCGUACGCCAGCUCGGCGGAGGAGCGCGCGCGCAUGGCGGUGUUCGCGCGGAACCGCCUCGCCGUGGCGCGCCACAACCAGCGCCACGCGCUGCGCCUCGAGCCCUUCCGCCUCGCGCUCAACCGCUUCGCGGACCUCACCGCCGACGAGUUCGCGCGCGCCCUCAACGGCUUCCGCCCGCCCAAGCGCAGGCUGCUGGACAGCGCCGGCGCGGAGCCGUGGCGAUGCCAGUUUCCCGGCUUGCCGGCUCGAGUGGACUGGAGGAGCGCCGGCGCCGUCACCGCCGUCAAGCAGCAGGGCCAGUGCGCGUCCUGCUGGGCCUUCGCCGCCGUGAGUAAUUGUGUUCACUUGCGCAGGCUCCUGGACAGCGCCGCCGCGGAGCCGUGGCGAUGCCAGUUUCCCGGCUUGCCGGCUCGAGUGGACUGGAGGAGCGCCGGCGCCGUCACCGCCGUCAAGCAGCAGGGCCAGCGCAGGCUCCUGGACAGCGCCGCCGCGGAGCCGUGGCGAUGCCAGUUUCCCGGCUUGCCGGCUCGAGUGGACUGGAGGAGCGCCGGCGCCGUCACCGCCGUCAAGCAGCAGGGCCAGCGCAGGCUCCUGGACAGCGCCGCCGCGGAGCCGUGGCGAUGCCAGUUUCCCGGCUUGCCGGCUCGAGUGGACUGGAGGAGCGCCGGCGCCGUCACCGCCGUCAAGCAGCAGGGCCAGCGCAGGCUCCUGGACAGCGCCGCCGCGGAGCCGUGGCGAUGCCAGUUUCCCGGCUUGCCGGCUCGAGUGGACUGGAGGAGCGCCGGCGCCGUCACCGCCGUCAAGCAGCAGGGCCAGCGCAGGCUGCUGGACAGCGCCGCCGCGGAGCCGUGGCGAUGCCAGUUUCCCGGCUUGCCGGCUCGAGUGGACUGGAGGAGCGCCGGCGCCGUCACCGCCGUCAAGCAGCAGGGCCAGCGCAGGCUCCUGGACAGCGCCGCCGCGGAGCCGUGGCGAUGCCAGUUUCCCGGCUUGCCGGCUCGAGUGGACUGGAGGAGCGCCGGCGCCGUCACCGCCGUCAAGCAGCAGGGCCAGCGCAGGCUCCUGGACAGCGCCGCCGCGGAGCCGUGGCGAUGCCAGUUUCCCGGCUUGCCGGCUCGAGUGGACUGGAGGAGCGCCGGCGCCGUCACCGCCGUCAAGCAGCAGGGCCAGCGCAGGCUCCUGGACAGCGCCGCCGCGGAGCCGUGGCGAUGCCAGUUUCCCGGCUUGCCGGCUCGAGUGGACUGGAGGAGCGCCGGCGCCGUCACCGCCGUCAAGCAGCAGGGCCAGCGCAGGCUGCUGGACAGCGCCGCCGCGGAGCCGUGGCGAUGCCAGUUUCCCGGCUUGCCGGCUCGAGUGGACUGGAGGAGCGCCGGCGCCGUCACCGCCGUCAAGCAGCAGGGCCAGUGCGCGUCCUGCUGGGCCUUCGCCGCCGUGAUAAUUGUGUUCACUUGUAGGCGCAGGCUGCUGGACAGCGCCGCCGCGGAGCCGUGGCGAUGCCAGUUUCCCGGCUUGCCGGCUCGAGUGGACUGGAGGAGCGCCGGCGCCGUCACCGCCGUCAAGCAGCAGGGCCAGUGCGCGUCCUGCUGGGCCUUCGCCGCCACGGGUGCAAUCGAGGGGCAGCGGUUCCGAGACAAGCGCGUCCUGGAGUCGCUCUCGGAGCAGAACCUCCUGGACUGCGCCAACAGCAGCUACGGCUGCGCCGGCGGCACCGUGGACGCCGCCUUCUCGUACGUGCGCGCCCGCGGCAUCGAGUCGGAGGCGGCUUACCCCUACGAGGCCCAGCAGGAACAGUGCAGAUACGACCGGAGGAAGAACGCAAUUCCGCCCGGCUACGUCACAAAGUUCCGGCCAUGCCCACCAGACGAGGAAUGCCUGAAGUUGAUGGUGGCGAAGGCGGGCCCCGCGGCGGCCGCCGUCGACGCCAGCCGCCGGAGCUUCCAGCUGUACGAGAGCGGAGUCUACUACGACGACGCCUGCUCCCCGGACAACGUCACCCACGCGGUGCUGGUGGUGGGCUACGGCACGGACGAGGCGCUGGGCGACUACUGGCUGGUGAAGAACUCGUACGGCGCGGGCUGGGGCGAGCGCGGCUACGUGCGCAUGGCGCGCGGCCGCUGCAACAACUGCGGCAUCGCGGCAGACCUGAACGCGGGCGGCGGCGGCGGCGGCUUGCGCGGCGCCGGCGCCAGGAACGCGCCGCGCGCGGGCGCCGCCGCCGGGAAGCGGCUGCAACAGGGACACGCGUCACUCACGUGGACCAACACUAUACAGUUACUUACUACAGUACCCAACAGCUGCGCUGGUUGA
Molecule: messenger RNA, 2786 nt
Organism: Maniola jurtina (meadow brown)
Lineage: Eukaryota; Metazoa; Arthropoda; Insecta; Lepidoptera; Nymphalidae
Exons: 18
Coding region: 237-2786 (849 amino acids)
Biological process (GO): immune response
Cellular component (GO): lysosome
Molecular function (GO): cysteine-type endopeptidase activity
Source: RefSeq, a predicted model, not a curated record